GGAAGCGGGACAAGUUGGCGACGACUGCGCCCCUCUACCGUACAAUAGACUAUUUUUGACCGUGCACCAUCGUAAGUGACGGUGCUAAAAAUACCCACUACAAUAUACUGUCCAGACGACGUGCUAGCGGUCCGUAUAACGACGGACUAAAGUGGGAUAAUAGGGGAUCGUCUGGAGUGACGGGAGUUGAGCAGUGGUCAGUGCUGUCGGCAGGGGUCUACCCCAGCCGCCCGCCGCAGCAACAAGCACCCCUGUCCAACAUAGAGCUGUCAUCGCCACGCACGCGUCACCUGAGACUGAGCUUUGGAAUGCGCGCUAGCCUUCUAUCCGCCCGACACGCACCAUCGUCACUGCCUGUCAAAUUAAUCAAGUGGGCCCCGGUAUUUAAUCAGCAAAACUCGCACUUAUAAGAACUUGGAAGCCUCGUCAAGAUCGCAGAGGUAUUGUGCCAAAGGCUGCUACUACGGCGCACAUACACCGCGCAUUGGACUGGGAGUUGGUGUUCUGCCUAGGCGGUUUCCAAUAUUGUUCCAGCGAUGUCCUCCGUGUUGCUGGUCGUGUGUAAGGCUACACUUCUCGCGCUGUUUUGCCCAUGGUUUGCUGCACACAUCCUAGCGUCUGCUGCUACAGUCUUACCGAUAAACGACGUGGUGAAGAGCGGCGGGGGUGCCGUCGACAAGCCGGUGGCCGUGGGCGGCGCGGGGUCGGACGGCUCGGCGGAAGAGUUGAGCUGCCCGAGCUGCAGAAUGCAGGCGGACUACCUGAAAUCCGCCGACCCGGACGAAGUCAAACGGCUUCGGCUUGAAGUCAUCAAGCAGCAGAUUCUGAGCAAAUUGCGGAUGUCUGACCGUCCCAACAUCACCGUGCCCCGCACGGCCAUCCCCAGGCCACUAGCAGACGAAAACCCGCCAGAAGUCUCCCUACAGCCCCAGGUAGAAGCUAACCUGGACAUCGACGACUUCUACGGGCGGACGACACAGAUCAUCAUAUUUCCCGAAGCAGGUGAGAGAAACUGCCACCGGAAGCGCGCCAAACACUGCUUCACGUUCGUGCUCCCUGCGGGGGCGCAGCACGGCACCGUGUCGUCCGCACAGCUCUGGUUCCACCCGCUGGUCUCCAACCCGCCGCCUUCUAACGUCACUCUGCACUUCUGGCCGCUCUUCAAGUCGCCCCAGGAGGACCAGCGGUCCCGGAGAAUGGUGCUGUUCUCCCCGGCCCAGAGGGCAUCGCGCCAGGGCUGGGCGGAUGUGGACGUGCGUCACCACUUUCGGAAAUGGAUGAGCGACGCCACGUUUUACGGGAUUGACGUCGAGCUGGUGUGUAAGCACUGCCCGAAGCGCGUCAACGACCUGAUCCGGACCACGGGAGACCACCGCCCGUUCCUCGUGCUGGACACGGGCGAGCCACCCGUGCGGAACCGCCGGAGCGUCGACUGCCCCGACGGCAGGAGCAACGAGUGUUGUCGGGAGAAGUUCUACGUCGACUUCAAGGACAUCGCCUGGGACGACUGGAUCAUCUCACCCAAGGGUUACUACGCAAACUUCUGUACGGGGUCGUGUCAGGGCAACAUCCUGCCGCGGUACCACCACACCUCCGUCCUACAGCGGGUAGCCCUCAAUCAGAAGGACAGAGACACUAGACUAAAACUCACGCCCUGCUGCACACCCACCAAGAUGUCCGCCCUCUCCAUGUUGUACUUCGACAACGACGGCUACAUCUUCAACAAAAACCUGCCCAACAUGAAAGUAGACGCGUGCGGCUGUUCGUGAAAGAACAGACUGAACUUUCCAGACUUAUCAUGUAUGCAAUAUCGUUACAAUUGUGAGACUGUGGCUGGUACCUUGAGGAAAGACCUAGAGACUGUUGCCAGCGACUAAUUUUGAACGGUUCCAAGUUGUAUAUAUUGAAAGACGUGGGAAACAACAAUUUUGAAUAUCAACAACUCUGUGAAGAAGGAAUGGAAAGAUCUUAAAACUACUCUAGCGUAGCAUAUAUAAGGACCACCCAUUAGAUAUCAACAUCACCAAUGUAGGAUGUAUAACAAAAUCAUAUGUUAGAAGUAGACAUCAGCUGUGUUUAAGUUUGUUUCGUGUUGGGCGGACCUUUGUUCCGCUACAAAGGCCCGAGGACGGGAGAACAAUUGCGAAGCAAAGACACAAAAAGUACAUCAAACUAAAAACAAGGGCUUAUCCGAUUAGUGAAUGACAAGAAUGCCAGGUGCAUGAGAUAGCAAUGAGGAUAGGAUGUUUAGCAUGGUCUUGUCUUCCACUAAAACAGCAUUUGAUACGUUUCAACGAAACAAUGCAAAAUGUCAGAGCUGAAAGACGAGUCUGGUAUAUAUCCCAGACGUUUCGGAUAUGUGACGCCCGUGUGAGAAGUUAGGUCUUAAUUUAGGUCACUUUGAACACAGACAAUGAUCCUUGGAAAGGAACUACGUCCAUGUCUAGUCUGGUGCUCUCCAAAAAGGCAAGAGCCCACACGUUGAAAGUAGAAGAGUGAGAGAGAAGUCAUUAUCAAAAUACAUAGCAGAACAUUUCUCACAUCAUGCACGCUUCUGUAAUCCAUCAACAUGGCGGAAGCUAAAUUACGUCAUAGUCACGUGACCACAAAUACUCUAUCAUGAUAUGGCCAAUGAAAUCUAUUAAGCUUUCUUAAAUAUCUAUGGUUUAGCACAAGCGUCAAUUCAUUGAAGCUCUUGGUAUGGUACCGAAUUGGCCUGAAAAAAAGAAGGAAAAAAAAACAGAAAAGCACUGUGGACUUACUCGAUGUAAGAAACGAAGAGAUUUUUUUUUCUUUGACCCAAAGGGGCGACGAAAGGAAAUGAAGAAAUUCCAAUCGUCUUUCCAGCAGCCGAUUUCCGUGAAAGUAAUUAUGGCGGGGAGUCAAGAAUGCGGAUGGGUCACGUUCGGAAAGGACCCUAUCGUUACCUUACAAGCUCUUUGGCACCGCUACUUGCAAUGGUCUCCAGAUUGAGACCACGACUCGGUAUGUACUAGCCAGGUCUCUCUAUUUGCUUGGCCACGUGGGUUGGCGCUUUGCCCAUGUCGUGGUGCAUCGUCAGGGCAAGCGUUUUAAACAUAGCGUCAGAAACCUGCUAUGGUCGGAGAUUAUCCGGGGAUCUAUUUACCAAGGCCACCUACCCCCUUCAUCUCUCAACAUAAUGAUGAAGAGGAAGGCGUGUGUUUUAAGAGUUAUUUUAAGCAUUGUUUUGUAUACACAUAACAAGUCAAACGUUGUUCGCCAGUAUAUGAUUAAUAUUUCCACAACCUUCAAUCGCCGCUCAUGUGACACAAUAUUAUUGCAUUGUGCUGGCUUCUCCCAAAUGAUUAAUUAGUGGCCUGUAAAACAACAUUAAUCAGGAACUUUUGCUAAUAACACCACCUGUACCAAGACAAGGUCGACAUGCCCUGAACGGAAAUGAAACUCGGCGCCUGUCGUCUUGAGAUAAAACGUAUUAAGCUGUUAAGUUGAAAAGGUCAGAAGAUAGUGUGAAGGGCGAAGGGCUAUAGUUGGAAGCACAUGCAUUGGUCCAUCUCAGCGUGUGUGGAAACUGAAACGACUGGACUGAUAAAAAGGCCCAAAAGAUUAAGGCAUGUAAUAUACAGGCGUGUUCGAUGACCAAUGACAAUGUAGAUUAGUUGUGAUUAGGGAUAGUCUAAAGAUAUUUUAAAGAUAUUUUGCCACUUAUUUGAAAUGUGAAAAGUAUCUAGCCCGAUACCCAAUGUUGCAGUCGAGUGAAUAGGUGCAGCGUGUGUAGCACCUUCAUCAAUGAAAAAGUGCGUACCGCGAAAGCUGAUUUUAUGUCGUUCUAAACUACCAAGAAGAAGAGCGCUGUGUGACACAUUGGAUGUUGGUUUAAUAUUGUUUUCAAUCAAUCCCCGUAACUUAAAUGGAAAUGUCUGUAUCAUCACGGUAUCAAAAUCCAAAUACAAUAACCAGCACGAAGCUUUGAAAAAUACUUAUCGAAUCGCAAAACCAGAAAUCUCAGCGUAAAACCAGAAUUGAAUGUCGUUCAUGAAGAAAAGACGUUGUUUAAUGUGCCACUGCGUCUGUGUGAUGUGCGUCUGACCCACACGUACGUUUGUAGAGCUGGAGAGCCAUCAUUUGACAGGAAUCUUGCACAAGUGUGGAAGACUUUGUCCACAUAGACGCAGUUUCGUGCCUCGCGUGUCAUCAAGUGCUGAGUUACUGCAGAGCAGUACGUGGACCUAUGUUAGUAUGUAUGGUGUAUAAAUAUAUACGCCUGGCAUAGUUUAGGUAUAACAAGCUGUGACAGAAUACGUAGGAGAAAAUGAUCACAGUUUCACUUUUAAAGUGACAAACAGCGAUGGAUCUUUGCUGAAGCAUAGUUUUAUUUGGUACUUAAUUGUUUACAAACAUGCCGAACAGGUUCAGAUCUAGCACACGAGCUGCACAGAUGGAGACCUUCUCUAAAAGAGCUAUUAAUAUAUAGCUGGAGUCUUAAGUGGCAAGAUUCGAAAAGAAUGGCUAUAUUUUUUCAUUUUUUUUUAAACGCGUGAAAUAACUUUGUCAUGAUAGAUGGUUAUGAAAUGAAAUUUUAAGAGGAUGGGUAAAUAUCUUAUCUUCUGUCAUCAUAGGAAAUUCAAAUCAAUGUUGAAAGUAAUAUAGUCGCCAAGUUGGUAAAAUACGGACCAGGACUUUCCUGUGGUGUACUUUACUAGUGUGUAAAAGCUUGUGUAAAACUUACGUUAAAAUCAACCAAUAUUGUACUAUAAUUGCACGUGUGAACUAUAGUCGCCACUUUAAAAGUGAUUGUCUAAUCCUUUUGGGCGUUUCUACUGGCAACGGAUUUAUAAUCCGACUUAAUUACAAGUGUUCAAAAUGCAACACAUAUCUGAUAAUAUUGGCAUUACAUAUUACUAGUUUUUGAUAAAUAGAUAGAUAGAUACAGUAUAGUCUGGUCAAUUAUGGUAAGAAAUUUCAUUCGAUUUUGAUCAAUUCUGUUGAAUUUGUAUGUGGAUUUUGUUUCAGAACCCAUGAAACGCAGGUGGUUGGAGUUUGUCGCCAAAAAUGUACAUCUCAUGACCAAUGAAAUGUCUCCGUUUCAAUAUAUAAUGACGUCACUCUACAUCCGUCCGCCAUCUUGUUUCUCUACCACUCACGCACUACUAGUGGUGGAGAAAAUGAACAAAGAUGGCGGACAAUAUUAAAAUCGUGAAAUCAUGUGCAUGUGUAUCGAAAGGGCUAUACUUAGAAUUGAAAAUACCACAUCAUUUACAUUAUCUCUUUUGCCAUCUAGUUUUCUUGAUAUUGUAGAUAUUGUGUUAAAUUGAAACGGAUGUGCAAACUAGUAGUCCUGUGCGAAUUAGUGUGAAUGUUUUGUAGACAUUGCGGUGCAAUAAAGAAAUAUCUU
Messenger RNA from Branchiostoma belcheri (Belcher's lancelet), 5374 nucleotides. Its product is annotated as growth/differentiation factor 8-like. The coding region runs from base 537 to 1769 and encodes 410 amino acids. Gene Ontology annotation, cellular component: extracellular region. Gene Ontology annotation, molecular function: growth factor activity; cytokine activity. The record is from RefSeq and is a predicted model, not a curated record. NCBI's taxonomy places the organism in Eukaryota, Metazoa, Chordata, Leptocardii, Amphioxiformes, Branchiostomatidae. The transcript has 2 exons. Gene Ontology annotation, biological process: SMAD protein signal transduction.